CAAAGGACGAUAUCGCCGCGCUCAUGUCACACAACCAUUCAUCCACGAUCACCCACCCACGAUGCCACAAGUUCGUGUGCUGGUGAUGCAGCUGCUUGCAGUAGCUGCUGUUGCGAGUGUACUGUCGCCGCACCUGUGUGGUGGGAGCGUGCUGGAAGAUGUGCCCGCGUACCUGCAGCGGGUGAACACGACAGCGCUGACGCUGUCGCAUGAACACUGCAAGUACCACCUUCACGUGUGGAUCGAUCCCCUGUGCCCGGAUGGCAAGCGCGUGUGGCACGAGGCGCAAACCAUGGACGUCCCUGAAAACAUCGACAUCUCGUUCCACCUCUUCGCCUUGCCCUUCCACCCGCUUUCAUAUGAAGUGUUACAGGUGGUGCACCAGCUUCCAGCAGACCCAAACCACUCGGCAAUCACCUCCUUCAUUGGCCGUGUGUUUGAGAGCAUGCACAAGUUCUCUGCAGAGGCCCUCAACCACGGUACGCUCCGCGACCUGCAGGUGGACCUGCACGAGCUCGCCGCGCUGCCAUCGUCGUCGUCGUCGUCAUCGCAGCUGUCGCAAGAAGCAACGGGGUCCCCGUCCGCACAGCAGCUGGCACGCUUGCACGUGAAGCUGGCAGCGGCCCUUGGCAUCUACGAGUCACCGCAGUUCCGCGUCAACCGCUGCGAUCAGGAAAUGGGCGACGUGGACGCUCGACUCGUGGCCGCUGGCCUCUCAAUCAGCAUCUUUUCCGUCCGUCAGGCCGUCAGCCACAUCUUAGACCAAACAUCCAUGUCGUCAUAGGAAGGAAGAACGGCAGCAACCGCCAUUUUCUUUGAUCUUGGAUGCAUACUGCUUGUUGCCUGGACAUGUUUACAUUAGUUCGGUUGCGUGGUUAUCCUUGCGUCAUUUGUAUGUGGUGGGUGUUGGCGUAUUCGCGGCAUAACUUCAUCUCGUGGUACCGUGGCCUCGAUAAUAACGAUUGCUUCGUCGAAGCAACGCACCAAGCACUCAAACUCACGGCACGCACGCGCAUACUUGAGGUAACUCAGCAAGCACACGAACUAAAGCACAAAGCCCAG
Molecule: messenger RNA, 1062 nt
Organism: Salpingoeca rosetta
Lineage: Eukaryota; Choanoflagellata; Craspedida; Salpingoecidae
Exons: 2
Coding region: 62-784 (240 amino acids)
Source: RefSeq, a predicted model, not a curated record